UCCCAUUGCAGGCUGUUUUACUCUCAAGCUCUGGUGAGACUCCGGAGGGUGCGAAAAUGGAUCGGCUGUCGUGGACACCGACCUGUAGCAGUUGGUCUCCACGUCAUCACAAGGGCCAGCGCCGGAAGCCGUACGUAUUUGAGACGUUCCCUCCUUCGCUCUUUUUGCUUUAGACGCUACAGUUUUCCAGCUUCUUCCAAUUAUCUUUUUUCAUUGAAAUUCUGCCACAAAAUGUAUCGAGGAUCGUCUCCCGCAUCCGAUGAGCCGGAAUUUCAGCCGUUGAGGAGGCUUAAACCGUUACCCAAACGUAGACGUACCUCAGACGCGCCCAUUCCAGCAGCAGACGUCACCCAUCCCAUGGCCGACAUUCUCGACACAGAAUCUCUCGCAGAAAAACUCCUUGCUCAUGCUGACUCCUUUUCUCUGCAGUCUUACUACGCCUCUGUGUUCGGUGGUAUCCGUAAUGGAGACACCCUUGAUCUGAGCGCGGCGUAUCAACUCGGGAAAAUGGGAAGGUCGGAGGAGGACCAGAGUGAGGGUGACUAUACAGAUCAUCUGCAGCAGCCUGGGAAUACGAAGAAGAGGAAGGUGCCAGCUAACAUGUCAGGCGCGGCGCAAGGGCGGGAGGCAGAGCCACAGUUGGGUGCAGAGGAUGAGAUUUUGGACAACUUGGCUCUAUUGAAUGGUCGGGCUAACAACGGCCUUGACCUUUCUGCCCUGCCACCAUCGGUGACCCCCACCCACAGGAAGGGUAAGAUCACCCCAUCAACGCUGGCAGGUCUCCAGCACAAGGAGCUACUCAAGCAUCGAAAGCGCCAGCUUGCAGCCGUCCUGGGAGCCCUUUCCCUUGGCGAUACACUUGCCCUUGAUCAAGCAUUAUCGACACACUUGCCCUUUGCGGGUUCGAUGAUCAGAUCUGGUUCUAAUCCGCCCAAAGUACGGCUCUCGCGUCGACUUGGUCCGCGUCUUGCUCGCGCGGCAAAAGCUCAUGCAAGUACAGCCUCAUUGCCCCCUCAGAAGAAGCCUUCAUUUCCAAGCGCUCAAUUCGCGUUCACGUUUUCCAGUGCAACAUCUGAUCGCCUCGUUGCGACAAAACAGGAGGUGCUCGCACUUAGAAAUCGGUUCGAAAAUGAACUCGCACGUCAAGCGGCUAAAGUUACCAAAGCAGCUACUGAUGCUAAACAAGCAGCACUUACGGCAAGCAAAGGAGCUAAGUCAAAGCGGGGAGAGAAAACGCAGCAGCGGGCACCUAAAGGCACAGCUGAAAGUGGGGAUCAGUCAGCGGAGUUUCUGGAAAUGCCAGGGGGAAAAGGCAAGGGAAGCAAAAAGAAAAAGCGAAAUGCACUUGCUAUUGCAUCAAAUCCGCAUCACCGCAAAAAUUACGUUCCUUCCAGGCUUCCUUCAUCUGGGCAGGCUAAUAUGGUUCAGGCGAAUGUCAAUGCCCAGAACAUGCUUGGGCCACUUCCACUUCGCUUCCUCUCGGCACAAAUACCGCCUCGCAGACGCAAGAAGGCAAACACGGUUACUCCCACUGCGCAAAUAGUCAAUCCUGCAGAUGAAUGGAUCUGCCCACGUUGCGAAUAUUCCCUUUUCUAUGGAGAGGGGUUAGAGCACCGUCAAGCGGUGAAGAACCGAAAACAGAUCCUUCGUAGAAGAAGACGUGCGCAGGAGCGUGCUGCAGGCGGACUGAACGCCUCCAAGACACCUGCAAAUUUAGCAUCAUCUGAUGAAGAAGACGAUUACGACAACGAUUAUGAGCCAUCUCCUGCGCAAUCCCCCGUCAUCGUGAAGGAGUCUAAUUGGAAAGAAGGCCCGGAUAUUGGCAGGUCUAGAGGGCAGGAUUUCAUACAAACUGGAUAGCGUAUUUACUGAUCCACUUCCGCUCUUUCCGUCUCAUUUUGCAUACGCCAUCGCUAGUCAUGGAAGGCAUCGCAUUACUUACUGACAUGUUAUCACAAGCCGCAUCUUUAUCUAAUGGACGGACAUUUGGAAUUUAUUGGUAGUCGCGUUGGCAAAUAUGAGGCAAUUUCAAUGGA
Molecule: messenger RNA, 2036 nt
Organism: Suillus fuscotomentosus
Lineage: Eukaryota; Fungi; Basidiomycota; Agaricomycetes; Boletales; Suillaceae
Exons: 2
Coding region: 232-1860 (542 amino acids)
Source: RefSeq, a predicted model, not a curated record